AUACCAUCAGCAGAAGGUCACUGAGGCUGCAUAGCCCAGGCUGGUGGCUGCCCACACCCUGUGCGGGAGCCCACAGGUUCCUGUCCCCCAGCCCUGGGAAACCCCACAGCUGCGAUUCUUCCUCAGGCAUGGGGAACCUGGACCCCCAUAUCUGCAUUGCAUCCCCUGGGAUCUGCAGUCUGCGCUGGGACCAGAGCAUGGUGCUCACCUUCACCCUCAGCAUCCUGGGCUGCUCUGCUCUGCUCCUGGCUGCUGUGAGUGGGCAGCAAGUCAGACAGCGCCGAUGCCCAGUGCCACACAUUGAGAAUGGGAGGAGUACUCCUUCUCACUACAUCUACCGGCCCGGGGACGUAGUAAGAUUCACCUGCAAUACGGGCUACAACUUGCAAGGCUCCCACACGAGUAUUUGCCAAGCUGACUUCAGCUGGAGCCCACCUUUGCCAGCAUGCAAAAAGGAGGUGAUGUGUCCUCAGCCACCGAACAUCGCCAACGGGCUGCACAGCAGCCAAUCCACGAACAAAUUUCUCCCAGGAGCAGUUGUGCACUACAGCUGCAAGGAUGGCUUCAAGCUGGUGGGGAAUGUCUCCAUCAGCUGCUCAGAUGUCGGGCGCUGGAGCCGGCCCCUGCCCCGCUGCCAAGCCAUCGGCUGCCAGAGUCCCACAGUGCACAAUGGGAAGGUGCAGGCACUCAAGGACACCUUCGAGGCUGGGGAGACGCUGCGGUUUGACUGUGAUGCUGGGUAUGCUGCAGAGGGCAGCCAUCGGGCUCGGUGCCAGCCUGGGGGGAGCUGGGACCCACCAGUGCUCAGCUGUGAGCGAGUUCAGCCAUGCCCCAUGCCUCCAAAGAUCAGCAACGGAGAUCAUGAUGGCCAUGGCAGAGCAGAGUUCACCAUGGGGAUGCACGUGACGUACACUUGCAAUCUCGGCUACUACCUGGCUGGCAACGUUGAACGUGUGUUUUGCAAAGCAACGGGGAAAUGGAGCCAGCCCAGCCCACACUGUGAAGAAGUGACGUGUCCUCCGCCACCGAACAUCGCCAAUGGGCUGCACAGCAGCCGCUCUUCUGCCAGGUUCCCUCACGGCACCGUUGUGUACUACAGCUGCAAGGAUGGCUUUGAGCUGGUGGGGAAUGUCUCCAUCAGCUGCUUAGAUGUCGGGCGCUGGAGCCGGCCCCUGCCCCGCUGCCAAGCCAUCGGCUGCCAGAGUCCCACAGUGCACAAUGGGAAGGUGCAGGCACUGAAGAACACCUAUGAGGCUGGGGAGACGCUGCGGUUUGACUGUGAUGCUGGGUAUGCUGCAGAGGGCAGCCAUCGGGCUCGGUGCCAGCCUGGGGGGAGCUGGGACCCACCAGUGCUCAGAUGUGAGCAGGUUCGUCCUUGCCCCAUGCCUCCAAAGAUCAGCAAUGGAGAUCACAACCGGCACGGUGAAGGCUUUUUCACCACGGGAAUGUCUGUGUCAUACACCUGUGAUCCCAGCUUCUACCUGGUUGGGAAUGCACAUGUGGUUUGCAAAGCAUCAGGGACCUGGAGCCAGCCCAGCCCACGCUGUGAAGCAACCAUCUGCUUAAAGCCGGAUAUACAGGAUGGGUGGGUAGUUGAUGAUCACGGACUCAUCUAUGCGCCGGGGCAAAUGGUGACGUUUCAGUGCCAGGAAGGCUACAGCUUGCGGGGCAGUGCUCAAGCCCUGUGCCAGGAGAAUGGCAGCUGGGACCCCCCAGUGCCCCUCUGUGAUCCACUCCACAGCUCCGUGCUGCCCAGAAGGGCUGAGAGCUCAGGUAACGAUUCUGGAGCUGCCUGGGGUGGGUGGCUGCUUGCUAGCCCCUAACCCAGCAGUUAAAUAAUGUGUUAAAUCCUGUAAGAAAGCAGAAGAUUUAGUUAUCUGCUGGGAACAGGAGCCUGAAAUCUGGAAUCCUUUGGGAAAAAAAAAAAA
Molecule: messenger RNA, 1928 nt
Organism: Meleagris gallopavo (turkey)
Lineage: Eukaryota; Metazoa; Chordata; Aves; Galliformes; Phasianidae
Source: RefSeq, a predicted model, not a curated record